Messenger RNA from Elgaria multicarinata webbii, 3809 nucleotides. It is a transcript of the gene THAP9, whose product is annotated as THAP domain containing 9. The coding region runs from base 57 to 2762 and encodes 901 amino acids. Lineage: Eukaryota; Metazoa; Chordata; Lepidosauria; Squamata; Anguidae. The record is from RefSeq and is a predicted model, not a curated record. The transcript has 6 exons.
UGCGGUUGGUCGGGAACCGGGAUUGGGCCCCCGGAGCUACUGUGGAGCGGCGGACGAUGCCCAAAGCCUGCUCUGCCAUUAACUGCCCUAACCGGGACACGCGGGAGAACCGUGCUAAGGGCCUCUCUUUCCACAGCUUCCCCAAAGCCCACGAGCUGAGGAAGAAGUGGAUGUUGGCUGUGAAUCGCAUUGAGCCCGCUUCCAGGAAGCUGUGGAUCCCAGGUUCAGGAGCCUGCCUCUGCUCAGAGCACUUCAGCCAGGAGGAGUUUGAGAUCUAUGGAGGGCAGAAGCGGCUGAAAGCGGGUGUGAUCCCCUCUGUGUUCUCGUUUAAGGAACCAAUCAAAGGGCAACAUCCUUCGAAGUCCCUUAAAGCCAUGGGCAUCAGUAGGCCAGCAGCCAGCGCCAGAGAAGCUACCUCACCAGCUGAGUCUUCUCCAGCACAAGCCAAAGCAGUGGAACUCAUCCAAGCGGAGCAUCAGUAUAGUCUGAGUGGACCUACAGAUGGCAGGACGACGACGUGUCCCCCGCCUGGCCCCGUGCUGGGAAGUGAACGGGAGCAGGAUGCAGCCCAGCGCCGCCUCUCCUACUACCAACAAGAGCUGUGGAGUGUGCUGGAGAGCCUGCGGGAGCAGCAUCUCCUCCAGGAGGACACAGAGCACAUGCUGAAAGCCCAGUUUGGUGACCUGCAGCUCAAUUUGCAGUGCGAGGGAGCCCAGUGCAAGAGCUACCCAGCUGCCACCCGCAACUUUGCAGUCUCCCUACAUUUGUUCUCAGCCAAGGCCUACGAAUUCAUGAAGAAGACUUUCCAGCUGCCAGAACCCACCACUUUAUGCAGGUGGCUCUCAAACCCCUAUUUCAAGCCGGGAUUCAGCCAACAAGCCUUUGAUGUAUUGGCAGAAAGAUCUCAAGCAGGGGAGCAAGCCUUCAAGGUGUGUUCUCUCCUUAUAGGCACAAUGCCUUUGGAAAGGAGAAUCCGCUACGAUCCUUUAACCAGGAGUUUGCAAGGUCUGGUGGACUUCGGAGCUGGGAAUUAUGAUGCGGAUGAGGUUUUGGCAGCAGGAGAAGCGCUUCUUUUGGUGGCAGUUGGUUUCCAAGGUCAAUGGAUUAUGCCUCUCGGCUACUUCCUCCUUGCCACCCUUCAAGGCGAUGUACAGGCUCAGCUCCUGCGCCACUGUAUCCUCAAACUGUACGACUCUGGCAUGCAAGUCACCUCCGUGACAUCUGAUGCUACGGCUCCCAAUAUUGACACAGCCAGGCGACUGGGAGUGCUGGUGGAUGGUCUCACCGUCAAGCCCACGUUUUUCCAUCCCGCCACCCCUACGCUGGAAAUCGCCUACUACUUUGACCCCAGCCAUUUGGUCUCCCUGAUCCGCAACGUGCUCCAAGCCGACGGAAGUCUCCGGGUGAGCGGCAAGGCUGUCUGCUGGGACUACCUCCUGCGCCUGGGUGCUCUACAGGAGGAAGAGGUGCUGCAGGCAGCCUGCCAGGCUGGAGGAGUCAGCUUGCAGGAGCAGCGGGUGUGGGGAAAUGGCACCGCACAGUUGUUUAGCCAGAGCACCGUUCAGGCCUUGCGUUUGGCAGCCAGACUAGGCCUGCCGCAGUUUCAGGGCCAUGAGGCAACCACCCACUUGAUCGGGCUGUUGAGUGCCGUUUUUGAUGCAUGCAACAGCUGGAACGCCAACGGGAAAGGCUUCAAGGCCCCGCUCUCUCUUGCCAGCGUUGACGCCCUCAACAAUCUCUGCAAUGAGUAUGAGAACCUGCUUCGCAAACUGCGUACUGCCGCGGGGAGGCCCCUCGGGCUGAGCAGGCAUCGAUGGGGCUUCCUUGGCUUCCUUGUGAACCUGCGCAGCUUUCAGUGGGUGGCGCAGACUCAUCUUCAGGCAGAAGACAAUCCCGUCGCUUAUUUGCUCCCAUGUUGGUGGAGCCUGGAUCCUUUGGAGUGGUGCAGGGGAGCCAUACGGCGAGCCUGUGGGCAUAAAGACAUUUCCACAGUGUGGGAUUUCCAGCGUGGUUAUAGGCUGGCCUUAAACAGAGCCAUUUCUGGCCUGGGUAUUGACCCACCAAACCUGCUAGACAUCUCCUUACACAGACGGACCAGCCUUCAGUUGCAGGCCUCAUGGCCUCUAAGGCAAGGGCAAAUCUGGCUUCCCCAAGAGUCGAACUGUAUCGUUACAGCCCCAGCCUUUCUGGCUGAGUUAGAGGAAGACACAGUCACCUACAUGUCCUGCGCUGUUCUGGGAAAGCUGCUGCCGCUCCUGUCUUGUGCCGCGUGCCGUGCUGCCCUCUUGUGCCCAUGUCGUGGGGUGCCUGCAGGCAGUGCCCUGAUGUUGGUGGAGAGCAAGGGAGGAAAGUAUCUCCCAGCAAAGUCCGUACGGAGAGUGAUCCGUAGAGCAAAGCAGACUGUUGGCUUUUCUUCUUGGUGCUUCAGGGACUCCAGUUGCUGUGGGUGCUUAGCCCAGGAGCUGGCCAUCUUGGCAGAUGUGAGUGAGGAACCUGAUCUUUUCUCCUCCCUGGUCGAUCACCUCUUUGAGAGCAACACUCUGGUUUCCAACCAUUACGUCACUCUACUGCAGGAACUUGUGCGAACCUUCUUGGAGCUGUGGUUCGAGGUAGUGCAAGGAUCACAAGCCCUACCCCGGGCUCGGAUGUGUAGCUCUGUGGAGAAGAUUGGCAAUAAGCAGAGCAUAGGCCAUACAGAUUGCCCCAGAAGGAGCUGGCGUCGGCAAACGCUCGGAGUCACAGAAUGGUACAAGGUUCUCUGAAGGAAGUGGUCUGGUAAGUGCUAGUGAUUGCAUGGCCUAGUGGAGAAGGCAUAGCCCAUAGAAUACAAGCUCACGGGAAACAGGAAACCUUGAGGCCACUGUGCAGUUGGCUGCCUGUGAUUGGAAGAGCAGAGACUGGGCGACACAAGCUGAACUGGCAUGGCAGAAGGGCCUCUCCAGAGCCAGCCUUUCAAGUGAAAAUGCCACAUGUGUGUGUUGGGGGAGCAUCGGUGCAAGGUGUACAUCUUCGCGAUCUCGCCACCCAGUCAGAGAAACAAAUGGCUUGUUGAGUCCAAGGGCUGCCAUGGGGGAACAUUAGACAAGCAUUUGUUUCCCUGAAGAUUUUUUUUAUUGGUCUGGGAAGCCGGAAUCAUGUGGCGCAGUUUGUGUGUGUGUGGUUAAUUCACCACCAGAAAACAGCCAUGAUUGUUUUAGAAUGAAAGAGCAGCCAGAGGGUUCGAUUCACAGCUGAGUUUCGCCUGAAGCGCAUGACCAGGUGAUCUUGGAUGAACUGUAGCACAUUUUGUAAGAUGACCUUUGGAUAUUUUGUUUGUCUGUCUCCAAAUGCAAUAUUUGUAUUGAUUCCACUGUGUCACGUUUUAUUGGAGAGCUGGCUGGGAAUGAACAGGAUGCAAAUGAACUGGAAGAAAAAGUGAUUAUUGGUGGGUCUGUAUAAAGGGAUGGAGCAAAUUCCCCUCACGUCAGAAAUGGUGCCCUGUCCUUGUAGCUUGUACAGUAGCUGCAGGGCAAGAAGCCUUCUACGGAAUCAAUGCAGCUGCAAACAUUUUUUGAAGCCCUUCAAUUAGUCCACUGCCACCGAAGCACUUAUGCCCCAGAAAUGCGGGUAUUUAUCACAACACUCCUGGGAGCUGGAAAAAUAAAACAACCAACAUAUUACAGAUGUGGGAAUCAUCCAGCUCCAAAGCCAUGUGUGUGUUACGAAACCAAAUUAUUGCAUAAAAUCUGUGCCUCCUUUCAUUGCUAUGGGUUGUUUUUUUAAAAUGAACAACAGUGCAAACGUUUUUCAAAUAAAAUAUUCUUCCGAAA